This is a messenger RNA of Cyclocybe aegerita, 516 nucleotides long. NCBI's taxonomy places the organism in Eukaryota, Fungi, Basidiomycota, Agaricomycetes, Agaricales, Hemipholiotaceae. The record is from the annotation of a GenBank genome assembly.
AUGCAGGACCUGCUGUGCAAUGCUAGAGAUUUGCUCGCCCUCCUCUGGAUGCUGCGCUCAGCGAACGAGCGGGAAAUCCGGGAACUCCGUCUCGACACGUCCCUCAAGUUCCGCCUGGAUAAGCUCUCGGCGGACUUCGAGACGUCGCUGCGCGACCUCCUGCGCUCUCCGAUCCUCGAGGAUUACCGUUCCGGCGUGCGAAGGGUUGUUGAUAAGGUACAGGGCCGAAAGAAAUUCGUAACCAAUCGCUUCAGUCGUUACUUCGUCGUUAAGCAAGUGCCGAAGGAAAGGAAAGAGAAGGAGAGGAACGAAAACAGUAAAACUUCACCCUCUGGGCAGUGCAAAUCACGCGCCUUUGACAAGCCUAACAAGUCUGUACAGAUGCGCGAGUUGCACGACAAUCGCUACUCCGACAACUGCGGCCCCGAUGCGAUCCGCGAUGUUCCCCCCGGCGUCGGUGCGAAGGCCAAGACACAGACCACACCGAUUGAAAAUAACAAGGACCUGCGCAUUUAA